GGGAGAUCAGAACUUCUAGCAGGCUCUCUGCUGCCACAGCUCCACCGAAGGGUGGGGGAGGAAGAGGGGGAGCCUUGCCGGGGACUAAACCCCCAGCUGAGAGGAGAGGCAGGUGUGUGCAGGUGCGUCACCUGGAUCAUGAGGUCAUCCCUCUGCUGGCUCCUCCCACUUCUCCUCAUCUUGGCCUCAGUGGCCCAAGGCCAGCUGACAAGACGACCAAGACCCAGGCCCAGGCCCAGACCCAGGCCCACCCCCAGCUUUUCUCAGCCCCAUGAGCCACUGGAGCCUACAGACCUGCCCCCUCCCCUCCCACCAGGCCCUCCCUCAGUCUUCCCUGACUGCCCCCGGGAAUGCUACUGCCCGCCGGAUUUCCCGUCUGCCCUCUACUGUGACAGCCGCAACCUCCGGAAGGUCCCUGUCAUCCCGCCCCGCAUCCAUUACCUCUAUCUGCAGAACAACUUCAUAACUGAGCUCCCAGUGGAGUCCUUCCAGAAUGCCACAGGCCUGAGGUGGAUCAAUCUGGAUAACAACCGAAUUCGAAAGAUAGACCAGAAGGUACUGGAGAAACUGCCCAGUCUGAUAUUCCUCUACAUGGAGAAGAACCAGCUCGAAGAGGUGCCCUCGGCCCUGCCCCGGAACCUGGAGCAGCUGAGGCUGAGCCAGAACCAGAUCUCCAGAAUCCCGCCCGGCGUCUUCAGCAAGCUGGACAGCCUGCUGCUCCUGGAUCUGCAACACAACAAGCUGAGUGAUGGCGUCUUCAAGCCUGACACCUUCCAGGGCCUCAAGAACCUCAUGCAGCUCAACCUGGCCCACAACAUCCUGAGAAAGAUGCCACCCAAGGUGCCCACGGCCAUUCACCAGCUCUACCUGGACAGCAACAGGAUCGAGACCAUCCCUAAUGGCUACUUCAAGGGUUUCCCCAACCUUGCCUUCAUUCGCCUUAACUACAACAGGCUGUCAGACAGGGGGCUCCCCAAGAACUCCUUCAACAUCUCCAACCUGCUCGUGCUCCACCUGUCGCACAACAAGAUCAGCAGUGUGCCUGCCAUCAACAACAAGCUGGAGCACCUGUACCUCAAUAACAACAGCAUAGAGAAGAUCAAUGGGACCCAGAUUUGCCCCAACAAUCUAGUUGCCUUCCAUGACUUCUCCUCAGAUCUGGAGGACGUGCCACACCUCCGCUACCUGCGGCUGGAUGGGAACCACCUGAAGCCACCCAUCCCACUGGACCUCAUGAUGUGCUUCCGUCUGCUGCAGUCCGUGGUCAUUUAGGCCUUACUCUGCCCCCCGGAUCUCCUCUGACCGCACUUGAACGCUGGUGGCCCAGGUGCCUGUGCCCACCAUUCAUGUCCUCUAUCUUCCUUUCUCGCUCCCAGCUUUGCCUUUCCUACCCCGCCUUCCCAAGGCAGGGACUAGCCACAUAACUCUGCCGCACCCGACGCUUCUAGAGCAAGACUUCUAAGGGCUUGAUUUAGUUCACCCAGCUCAAAGACACCCGCUGCACACCCACGCUUCUGGCCCCAGAAGCACAGAGGUGUGUCUAAAGA
This is a messenger RNA of Odobenus rosmarus divergens (Pacific walrus), 1547 nucleotides long. RefSeq names its product proline/arginine-rich end leucine-rich repeat protein (gene PRELP). Gene Ontology annotation, cellular component: extracellular exosome. Lineage: Eukaryota; Metazoa; Chordata; Mammalia; Carnivora; Odobenidae. The record is from RefSeq and is a predicted model, not a curated record. The transcript has 3 exons. Gene Ontology annotation, molecular function: protein binding; heparin binding. The coding region runs from base 139 to 1272 and encodes 377 amino acids.